CCGCACAGCUCCUCCUCGCACUGGGUAGCGGAGUGCGGGGGAGGCGCGUGGUGAACAUUCACCACGCGGCUCCCCUCGAGUACUCAGCAAGGCGCAGUCGCAGUCCAAACCGCGCGGAGUUGUUCAUCGUUAAUGGUUAAACUGGGCAGCGACAGCGCCCCCCCCCCCCCCUGACACCCCCUGACACCCCCUGGGGGAGACAUCGAGUCCAUGGGGGGCGGAACCAAGAGUCGAACCUCGACAUAAAGCCUCCGCGACCCCGAGGAGACGGGGGAGUUCACGCGCACGUGCCCGCACCUCCACACGUACCCUGUCCGAACACGUUAGGAGGAACAGCAGCAGGAGGAAGAAGCGUGGAGCAAACAGACGCAGACUCGCACGGGAAGAUGGAGGCUGGAAAAUCUUAUGAUUGUAAGAUGGAGGCUGUGAAGUUCCUCAAGACCUACAAGAAGCUUCUCAUCGUCGUGCUGGUGCCCUUGCUGGCGCUGCCGCUCCCCAUCGUGCUGCCCUACUCGGAGGCGCACUGCGGCUAUGUGCUCAUCAUCACCGCCGUCUUCUGGAUCACCGAGGCGCUCCCUCUGCCCGUCACGGGCUUCGUGCCGCUCUUCCUCUUCCCGCUGCUCGGGGUCGCAAAGUCCGGAGACGUGGCCAUGCAGUACUUCAAGGACGCCACCUUCCUCUACCUGGGCGUCAUGUUCAUCGCGGCCGCGAUCGAGUACUGGGACCUCCAUCGUCGCAUCGCUCUCCGCAUGAUCAUGCUCGUGGGACUCAAGCCCAUCUGGUUGAUGCUGGGGUUCAUGGGGACCUCGGCUUUCCUCUCCAUGUGGAUCAACAACAGCUCGACCACGGCGAUGAUGAUUCCCAUUGUGGAGGCGGUGCUCACCACGCUCUUGGGCGCCAAGGAGAGCGUCGCCAAGGGGUGCGGGGAUGGCGCCACGCACGAACCAAGCGGCGACGACAAUAAGGACGCGGAGCCCUUGCCCGCAAAGGAAGACAUCGCUACGCACGGCGGCUUCAACGUCGACGAAGUCUCCACCAGCGCCGUCGACGACGACGACGACGACGGCGGCGCCUCCGUCAGCGCCGCGGUGGACAAAGACCUCGAGGCGGCCACGAGCGCCGCCUCCAAGGAGAGUCGGAGGGACGACCUCAUGGCCCGCGGCCUGUCGCUGAGCAUCGCGUACGCGGCCAACAUCGGCGGCGUGGCCACGCUCACGGGGACCUCCACCAACCUGGUGUUCGUGGAGCAGAUGGAGCAGAAAUACCCCGAGUGCAACUGCAUCAACUUCGGGUCGUGGAUGGCGUUCGCGCUCCCCUGCGCCAUCAUCUUCGUCUUCAUUGCGUGGUUCUGGAUCGCGUGGAUGUUCGUAGGUUUCCAGGAUCUGUUUGCAUGCAAGAAGAAGAAGACGGCGAACGAGAAGAGGGCGGAGAAGCUCAUCCGCCGCGAGUACGAGAAGCUGGGCAACACCAGCUACCCCGAGGCGUGCGUCCUCUUCAUCUUCGUGCUCAUGGCUCUGCUGUGGCUCACCAAGGAUCCUGGAUUCAUGCCCGGGUGGGCCAUCAUCUUCGGGCACUACAAGUCGUACGUGUCGGACACCACGGUGGCCGUGACCGUGGGAUUCCUACUCUUCGUGUGGCCGUCCCACACCCCCUCCUUCAUCCAGCAAUACUUCCCCGGCCCCCCGAUUGAUCCCAACAAGCCCCCCGUGAUUCACCCCGCCACGCUCAUGGACUGGAAGACGUUCAACCGCGGAAUGUCGUGGGGGGUCUGCUUCCUCAUCGGGGGGGGCUUCGCCCUCGCAGAGGGGGCCGAGGUGUCUGGGCUGUCCACGUGGAUGGCGGCCCAGCUGGAGCCGCUCAAGGUACUACCCGGCUGGGCCAUCUCCAUCAUCUGCUCCAUGUUGAUCUGCGCCUUCACGCAGUGCGCCAGCAACCUGGCCACGGUGACGCUCUUCCUGCCCAUCCUCUCCUCCCUGGCGGAGGCGAUCUCCGUGAACCCCAUUUACCUGAUGCUCCCCGCCACCAUGUGCGCCACCUUCGCCUUCGUGCUGCCCGUCGCCACCCCUCCCAACGCCAUCGUCUUCUCGUACGGACGCAUCAAGGUCAUGGACAUGGUCAAAUGUGGCGUGGUGCUCAGCUUCCUUGGCGUCGCUCUCGUGGCGAUGGCCGUGAACACGUGGGGUAUCCCCCUCUUCGACGUCCUCGUCUACCCCGAGUGGGCACCCAACCGCACACAGCCCUCCCUGUCGCUCACCACGAUGGUCCCGACCUCGCCGUUCCAACUCUGAGCCCCGGCCUAGAGCCGAGCGGGUCGAGGGGGGGCUGGAGGAGGAGGUGUGGACACUCUGCACACUUGGUCUCCUCCUCUUCCCCCAAGAAGAGGAGUAGUUGUAGCAGGAGGAGUACACUUCCUUAUUGAGCCCCUCCUCCUCUGGCUUGAACACGCACUUCUUUAGAACUGCUUGCUGUGUUUAGUUUGUUGUCCUUCCACCGCACCGUUUAACACGGUUGGCUGCGUACGGUGCGAAAGAAGUUCAACAUACGUACGUACAAGCAGAGAAGGUGUAGGAGGAGCAGGAGGAGGACACUUCCUUACUGAGCCUCUUCCACUCUCUCGGUGGACACUAUCAUGGCUUCAUGUCGAACCGGUCAGCGGCACAAAAAAUGCAGUUCAGGACCCAGCACACCACAUCGAGUAGACAUCUCGCUACGGCUGCUUGCCACACACGUACUCCGUGUCUCCCAGCAAUCUGGACAAUAGUCCUUGAGAAAUUACGCCCUGGUCACGAACCAUGACGCCUCGAACUGGGCAAUUCCCGGCCACCAGGCAAUUACAGAUUGCAGAUGAUUGAGCAGCUUUGGACAACUGGGUGAUUGUUUUCCCCCAGGUUGUGCAAAUACAUCCUGAUGAAGGGAAAACUUAAAAACACAUGGAAAUUAUUGGCAAUGUCACGUGAUUGGGAAAUUCUAGGCAACUUGCCAGCUUUCAAGGACUAGGCAACUCCAGAUGGUGACUAGGCAGCUUCAGAUGAUGGGGAAUCUACAGGUGACUGGACAGUUAAAGGCAACCGAGCAACCCCAGAGAAUAACGAAGCAACUCUUUGGACGAUUUAUCAACUCUAGUUGACUGGGCCAUGCAAGGUGCCCGACCAGGCUCAGAAAACUGUAAAACUCUAGUUGACUGGGAAACUUUAGAUGGCUGGGCAACUUCACCAUUAGACAACUCAAGAUAAGGAAACCUCAGACAUGUUGGGCAACUCCAAAUGACAGCAACUUUCCACCAGGCAAAUAAUUUCCCAGAAUACCUGGUCUGUUGUAGUCCGGCACUCACCAUACCACGUUUUAUUUUUCUCUCAGUGAGAUUCUAUUUUUUAUAUCACCGUCAAGAUACGAAGAAAUGUACUCGAAAGCAGUGCGCCUUGCUGUGUUCGGGAACGACCUCGAAGCGGACAUCACAGAACUACUUCUGAGAUGCCUUCAUUAGCCUCUCAACCGCACCGGGUGGCGAUGCGCUGCCUCGCACGCCCUGCUAGGGCGCGUGCAAUCCGCAUCCCAACCAAACGUUUGCGUUUCAUUCAGACCUCGGGAUCAGAGCCCGACUAAAGCGAAUAACCAAAUUAACACCAUGGGCUUGUUACUGCUCAAUCAUUUGUGACCGGGCUGAGCCUGUCACCUCGCUAGACUUGGGGACCCAGUAUUGCUGAAAUUGACCCCAAGACCGCUUCCACGUUAUGUAUAUACAGAAUAUAAUAUAUACUAUUAUAUAAAUACUAUUGUCUAAACAAUAUCUAACGUUGUCAUAAAGUGGCCCUCUCAAGGGGGCGAAGGCUGCCACACCGCCGGUGCAAUGGUCCCCACACUGGACUCACAACCCAGAGGUCAGCGGUUCGAUUCCUUCUCGGCGCGGCAAUAAAAGCACCGUGCACGCAG
This is a messenger RNA of Petromyzon marinus (sea lamprey), 3930 nucleotides long. Its product is annotated as solute carrier family 13 member 1-like. Lineage: Eukaryota; Metazoa; Chordata; Hyperoartia; Petromyzontiformes; Petromyzontidae. Gene Ontology annotation, biological process: transmembrane transport. Gene Ontology annotation, molecular function: transmembrane transporter activity. The record is from RefSeq and is a predicted model, not a curated record. Gene Ontology annotation, cellular component: plasma membrane.